Molecule: messenger RNA, 3084 nt
Organism: Penicillium subrubescens
Lineage: Eukaryota; Fungi; Ascomycota; Eurotiomycetes; Eurotiales; Aspergillaceae
Product: Meiosis induction protein kinase IME2/SME1
Exons: 4
Coding region: 802-3084 (760 amino acids)
Biological process (GO): protein phosphorylation; intracellular signal transduction
Cellular component (GO): cytoplasm; nucleus
Molecular function (GO): ATP binding; protein serine/threonine kinase activity
Source: RefSeq, a predicted model, not a curated record
CCUCUUCCGGGCCUCGUGCUGGUGCAGCCCUUUUCUAUCAGCAUUUCGCUGUUCUUCUCUUUUGACUCUAUACCAUCUGUAUUCUCAGCUUCAUCUUGCUCGCAUCAUCUCCUGCCUGCCAUUAUUUUUGCCUCCACGAAGGGCCAGGAUCAUCCAGAAACCCGCAAGUGGACUGAUCUGCGUCUUAACGUGGUUUAAUUUACCGUCCCCACGGCCCCGUCCGAGAAGUGAGCUCGAGAGCUGUCAGCGCGUCAGGGGCUCGACUGGCUCGAACUGGACUCUCUCGACUAGGCCCUUCCCUCGGCCUUCCGAUCGCUCCACGCCCUCUGCACUGGAGUGACGGAGUCCCUGCUGCCCCCCCCUCCUAGCCCUCCCUAAACGGGUCGACGGGUCCUACGGGGCCUCUCCUAUUCUGGCGAGAAUUCCUUUUUAUUGCAUCGUGCCCGGACUUGACGAGGGUUCUAUGACUGAUUCCCUCCCUCCCCCUCCUCCUCUUGACUUUGAUCCUCUCUACAAUCUCUCUCCCCUCCCCUCCUCCUUUCUACACCAUCACCACCACCAACUAAAAUACCAACUACUCCGUCACUCCUUACAUACUAUUCGAACCACUCUUCCCACACACCGUAUCGAUUCCAACUAAUGGGAGCAACGCGGCCUCCUUACUCGGUACAACUGCAUUCCUAGAUGCGCGUCGGCCCCAAUUGACUGCCUCCCCGAACUGUCGUGGGAUCUCCGCCCUAAAACCCCCCUCUAAUACCUCUCUCUUCAUCUGCUGGCAGACCCCAAGAGAUACCAUCCACCAUGACCGUCACAUACGACCCUCCCUCUCGGGGGACGAACGCAUCCAUGGCUAGCCUGGAAGAGCGAUUUCAGGUGAUGAAGGAAGUUGGCGAUGGUAGCUUUGGCAGUGUAGCCUUGGCUCGUGUACGGACUGCUGGUGCCCACAUUGCGCGACGAGGGACGAUGGUCGCGAUCAAAACAAUGAAGAAGACCUUCGACUCACUAGGUCCAUGUCUGGAGCUCCGGGAGGUCAUCUUCCUACGCACCCUUCCUGUCCACCCUCAUCUCGUCCCCGCGCUCGACAUCUUUCUCGACCCCCUAACCCGCAAGCUGCACAUCUGUAUGGAGUACAUGGACGGUAACCUGUACCAAUUGAUGAAGUCGCGCGACCACAAGUACUUCGAAGGCAAGCACGUCAAGAAUCCUGUCCGGGUUGGACCACAUUCACGCCCAUCACUUCUUCCACCGCGACAUCAAGCCCGAGAACAUCCUGGUGUCAACAUCCGCCCCCCCAACGACUCAACCUUCAGCCGCUACUCUAACCUCGUCACCCCUCCAUCCACUCCUCCCACCUAUACCGUGAAGAUUGCCGACUUUGGUCUUGCGCGUGAGACGCACUCUAAACAACCCUACACCACCUACGUCUCGACCCGCUGGUAUCGGGCUCCUGAAGUGCUCCUGCGUGCGGGAGUUUACUCCGCCCCCGUCGAUAUGUGGGCCAUUGGCGCCAUGGCUGUCGAAAUUGCCACGCUGAAGCCCCUGUUCCCCGGAGGUAACGAGGUCGACCAAGUAUGGCGCGUGUGUGAGAUUAUGGGUAGCCCUGGAAACUGGUACAGCAAGUCGGGCGCAAAGAUUGGCGGUGGUGAAUGGCGCGAAGGAUCUCGACUGGCUCACAAGCUGGGCUUCACCUUCCCCAAGAUGGCACCGCAUUCAAUGGACACCGUUCUCCAGCAGCCCCAAUGGCCCGCCGCGCUCGCCGAGUUUGUGACCUGGUGUCUCAUGUGGGAUCCCAAGAACCGCCCAACUUCAACACAGGCACUAAACCACGAGUACUUUGCCGAUGCGGUUGACCCAUUGCGACCCAAGUCUUCUACUUCCUCGCGCCUGCUGGGCCGCAAGCCGUCCGACCGGAGCUUCAAGUCUCCCACACUCACUCCCAGCGACUCCCCAACUCUUUCCACCAAGCCUUCGUGGUUCCGCCGUUCAUUGAUUGGCCGAUCUGACAGCCCUGUCCCGACUCUGGAUGGAGACAGUCCCGCCAGACCUCCUGCUGUCACUUACAACACUGUCCCCGAAAUCCAGCCCGUCAAGCCCCGCCCGGCGAACGCCAAGCGGGCCACCUGGGCCAACGGUGCCCCCAUGCCCAUCCUUCCUUCGAUCCGCCCCGUGUCUCCUCUCUCCAAUUCUGUGACCGCACAAGCCAAUGCCACCGUCGCGCAUGGCGAAGCAUUGAAGCCUUCCGAGGCCGACCAGGCCAAGACCAAGAAGAUUGGCCGUCAACUGUCUGUCAACUCCAAUGGCAAUCACUACUCCGAUGUGCACCGACAGGAGGCUGAGCGCAUGCUCAAUGGCUCUGGCAACACUACCCCGACCACCAAGGAGAGCUUCUUCUCGCACCUGCGCAAGCGCGCACGCCGGCUUUCUGGACGCAACCAGGCCAAUCCAACCGCGGAGGAUAUCGAGGCCAACGCUGGCUGCAAUCCCUGGUCAAACCGUUCGUCCAUGGCUCUUGAUGGAAACACCGGCGAGUCUAAGCCUCAUCACUCCGACCUGAGUGAGCUGGACAAGGCUCUCCAGAGCGUCAAGUACUCUCUAGACACCUCGUCUCUCGGCAAUGUGCCUGUGCACUUGACGGGCAGCACUGACAAUGUCACCAAGCGGCAGUCAAUGCCCACCAGUAACCCCGGCCCCAUUUCAAGUCGGACACGGCGGGCACUGCAGAUGACUAGCCACCCUGUCCACCGAUACGAGACACCAGAGGAAGAGGAUGAGCUCCUGGAUGAGGUUCUACACUCUGCUAGCAAGGCUGCCAAACGCCUUGCUCAGGCACAGUCCCUGACCUCCCAUGCUCCAGAUGGCAGCCACCGACACACUGACGGCUCGCACGCCCUCCCCAGCCCCUAUCCCACUCCUUCACCAACUGCCAAGGCCGAUGGCUACUUUGAAACCCCUGUCAAGCACAGCGUGGGCAAGACCUCCAAUGAAAACUCCAACCGCCAAUGGCCGACUCCUCCCUACGAGGAGACCGAGUGGAACAACAAGGCGACUACCCUGCACUUCCCUUCUGCGUCCAACUACAUCUAA